This is a messenger RNA of Cygnus olor (mute swan), 3443 nucleotides long. RefSeq names its product MORC family CW-type zinc finger 3 (gene MORC3). The record is from RefSeq and is a predicted model, not a curated record. NCBI's taxonomy places the organism in Eukaryota, Metazoa, Chordata, Aves, Anseriformes, Anatidae. Gene Ontology annotation, cellular component: nucleus; PML body. Gene Ontology annotation, molecular function: ATP hydrolysis activity; zinc ion binding.
CGGCCGCCCCGCCCCUGCCCAGGAGCGGUUCGGCUCGGAGGAGCCGGAAGUGCGCGCGCUGGGCGCUCCCCACCGCCCCCUCCUCGCCCGGCCCGGCGCUUGCUGCGGCCCCCAAAGAUGGCGACGAAGACGCAGGGCGGCAUCCGCCUGAGCGCGCUUUGUCCAAAGUUCUUGCAUACCAACUCCACCAGUCACACCUGGCCUUUCAGUGCAGUUGCAGAACUUAUAGAUAAUGCUUAUGAUCCAGAUGUGAGCGCUAAGCAGAUAUGGAUAGACAAAACAGUAAUAAAUGACAAUAUAUGCUUGACAUUCACUGAUAAUGGAAAUGGUAUGAACACAGAGAAGCUGCACAAAAUGCUAAGCUUUGGCUUCAGUGAGAAAUCUGUUAUGAAUGGCCGUGUUCCGGUGGGACUGUAUGGAAAUGGGUUUAAAUCGGGGUCCAUGCGCCUGGGAAAAGAUGCAAUAGUCUUCACCAAGAAUGGAGAAACCAUGAGUGUUGGCCUGUUAUCUCAGACUUUCCUUGAGGUCACGAAAGCAGAGCAUGUCAUGGUUCCUAUAGUGACAUUCAACAACCAACGACAGAUAAGUGAUCCAACAGAAUCCAAAAACAGCCUGAAGGCUAUCUUAACGCAUUCUUUAUUUCCUACUGAGGAAAAGUUACUGGCAGAGCUAGAUGCUAUCAUGGGGAAGAAAGGAACAAGAAUUAUAAUUUGUAAUCUUAGAAGAGAUAAAAAUGAAAAAACAGAGUUUGACUUCGACAAGGAUAAAUAUGACAUCAGGAUUCCAGAAGACUUAGAUGAAACAGGGAAAAGAGGAUAUAAAAAACAAGAGAGGCUAGACCAGAUUGUUCCAGAAAGCGACUACUCACUACGAGCUUACUGCAGCAUUUUGUAUCUGAAGCCAAGAAUGCAGAUCAUUCUGCGAGGACAAAAAGUAAAAACACAACUGGUUUCCAAAAGCCUUGCUUUCAUUGAACGUGAUAUAUAUAGGCCAAAAUUUUUGAAUGCUAAAACUGUAAGAAUUACUUUUGGAUUUAACUGCAGAAACAAAGAUCAUUAUGGAAUAAUGAUGUACCAUAAAAACAGACUCAUCAAAGCUUAUGAAAGAGUUGGCUGUCAGCUAAAGGCAAAUAAUAUGGGUGUUGGUGUAGUUGGAAUUAUUGAGUGCAACUUCCUAAAACCAACUAACAAACAAGAUUUUGAUUACAAUUUUGGUUUUAGACUCACAAUAGCGGCUCUAGGAGAAAAGCUUAAUGAUUACUGGAAUGAAAUGAAAGCAAAGAAAAAUGAAGAAUAUCCAUUAGCUUUGCCAGUUGAGGAGAUCCAAAAGCAGCCUGAUCAGACAUGGGUACAAUGUGAUGCAUGUCUGAAGUGGCGGAAGCUUCCAGAUGGAAUAGAGCACUUGCCAGAAAAGUGGUACUGCUCACUGAACCCUGAUCCACAAUUCCGGGAUUGUAAUGUGCCAGAAGAACCAGAAGAUGAUGACUUAAUACAUCCCACAUAUGAGAAAACUUAUAAGAAAAAAGACAGGGAAAAACUGAAGAAACGGCUGGACUACUGCCACCAGAUCAAUAAUGAAAUGUUUUUAAAAACACCUGUUUCCUCAAGUAAAGACUUUAAAACAUUCUCAGCUGUGAGUGGAAAGGAAGCUGUUCCAAGAGCACUUUUACCAGAAACAUCAAAUGCUUCUGUCAAAAGACCUCUGCUUGUUUCAAAUAGAUCAGUAUCUUCACCUCAUUCUGAUUCUGACACCAGUCUGAAACGGAAGACACCUGGCUGUGUUACACCUGUGUCUUUAAAAACACCUCGAUUAAAUGAAAGAACAUUCAACCAUGAUGAUGACGAUGAUGUCAUUAUUUUAGAGGAGAGCAGCACUCCAAAGCCUUCAGCAGAUUCUGAUGUUCCAGUGGUAAAAACUGAAUGUGUUAAUGUGGACCAGGAGGAGAAGCAGAUAGAAAACAGUGAUGUCAGAGAACCUUGCAGCGUGACUGCUUCAGAUUCAAAAAGCGAACAGUUGACCUCUGCAACACAGACGGAUGUCCCAAAUUUAGUGGUUAAAAAGGAAGAGAUGGAAGAUGAGACUGAAAUUCCAAUUCCCGGUGCGGAAGUGGAAAUUAAGCAGCACGAUGUGAAUAAUCGUUCUGAGACAUCUGCAGAUCUUGGAAAUGAACUGAGAAAUCUGCUGCAAUUAGUAAACAAAGAAAAAGAAAUGUACCAAAACAAAUGUGAGGUAUUAACUAAGCAAGUAGAAACACUGGAACAGAGGAUACUAGAAAUGAAUAAUAAGUAUGUGAAAAAAGAAAUGUGCCAUCAGUCAACUGAGACAAUUUCUUCAUUUGCAGAAGAAAACAUUCAUGAAAGAAGUUUGGCAGAAGUAAGCGUGCUAUAUGAACAGGCCUUAGAAGAAAUAGCAAAACUAAAAGAACAAUGCAGUACUCUGCAGAACUUAAAGACUGAAUGCAGCAAGUGUGCUGACGGGGAAAGUAAGAGUGAGGUCGACGAAAUUGCUGUGCAGCUGGAUGAUGUUUUCAGGCAACUGGACAAAUGCAGCAUUGAGAGAGACAGUUACAAAAGUGAGAUUGAAAUGCUGCAAGUGGAAAAAAAUAAAAUUGCCUGUCAAUGUGAAGAACUCAAAGGAGAAAUCGCACAGUUAAAAGCUUCAAUUCCGCAAGCGGUAGCACAAGCAAAUGAUUCUACAACCAGUAAUGUAGAAGAGACUGUAAAUUUUUCUGAUGGAGAAAGCCUGAAACUACGCUCCCUUCGAGUGAAUGUUGGACAACUUUUGGCUACGAUCAUGCCUGAUCUAGACUUGCAGCAAGUAAAUUACGAUAUUGAUGUGGUAGAUGAAAUUUUAGGACAAGUUGUAGAACAAAUGCAUGAAAUCAGUAGUACUUAAUAUCUUAAGAUUUUAGCAGUCUCUUAUUUGUUCUUCCAUUAUAACCUUUGUAUAGGCUCAAAAGUGUAAAUACUGCUUCUUCACUUUAUAUAUUUGACAUAGUUUGAUCGAUAAGUGUAUAUACUCUAUGCAUUUAGAUGUUCCCACGGAUACAGUGGGGGUUAUCUUAACUUCCUCGUAAAGGAACACUGUCAAUAUUGACCAACCCCAAUGUACUUAAUUAAGGAUUUUGCUUUUAAAAUGUAUUUGUAAUUAAAUUUGCAAAUAUUUUUGAUGAUUAGGAAUCUUAAAUACUUUUCUACAGAAGUUUGGUUGACCUUUUGGUCUAUAUAAGCGUUGAUACUUGCAAUUUUUCCUCUUCUGUGCAAAUCGUACAGGCAGUAGAAUAUAUUAAAAAUGCACAAAGAGCCUCUGCCUUGAUUUCCUUCUAAGAACAAAACCUCGGUGAUUAUUGUAAGCUACAGUAUUUUCAUUACUAUCAAAAAUGUUGUAUGUUGCAUUAAUGUUCUAGAAAUGUGUCUAAUAGAUAACAUUUUUGCCCAUAUUGG